Molecule: messenger RNA, 2208 nt
Organism: Musa acuminata AAA Group (dessert banana)
Lineage: Eukaryota; Viridiplantae; Streptophyta; Magnoliopsida; Zingiberales; Musaceae
Product: alpha carbonic anhydrase 1, chloroplastic-like
Exons: 6
Coding region: 1054-1863 (269 amino acids)
Biological process (GO): one-carbon metabolic process
Molecular function (GO): carbonate dehydratase activity; zinc ion binding
Source: RefSeq, a predicted model, not a curated record
CUUCUUCUGUUUGUAACUUUGCAUUGGCCAUAUGCUUGCUUUGACUCCUGGAAAUGGACCCAAUAGAGGCCACUGCAAGAUUGGAUCUCACAACAUUAUCUGCAUUGCAGUACAUGGAUGUUUGCAAUUCCUCUCUCUCUCUCUCUCUCUCUCUCUCUCUCUCUCUCUCUCUCUCUCUCUGUGUGCAUGCCAUGAUCUGUAGUUGGUGGAGCCACACUGUGAAUUAUUUUUAAGCAACAAUGCCUUAAAUUCUUCUGUAAUUGGAAUAAUGAAGAGCAGGCAGGAUCUUAAUUAUAAUUCCUUUAAAAUAUAUGGAUUUUCUCCAUGCUAAAAGAUGAAAUCCUCUUUUUCUAAUGUGAUCUAGUUUGGCAAACUGAGUUGAGGUUACAAAUUAAUUUGAACCUCAGGUUUUGUAUGUCUAAAAACAUAUUUAUUAUAUCAAUAUUUUUAUAUUUUAGUUUGAAAUGAAUGAAAUUUUUCUUCAAUAUUUUAUUGUUUUUGUUAAAUUUAAUGAACAUGCAAGAGAUUGUCAGACAAGCAAAAAUAUGUCAAAGAUCUUACAUGCUAUUUGGUCCACCACCUUAAUGCCAUACCCUCAGUUACACCCUUUUCAUGCAUCCAAUUCAACCAUCCUAUGAACUCCUCCUCAUUUAUGACAAGGAAAGAUCUCCAUUAGCGACAGUGUGACUGAGUGUUUGAUAUGCUUUCUUCUGAGGUAUAUUGUAAGAUUAUUUGGACUGGAAUCGUGACACUUAGUCUCCAAAUUUAAUUAGCUAUCUUAAAUCUUCUUGCGUAGAGGUGGCACUUGGACCAAGGUAUGAAUGAUACCAGGCAUAGAGCUCCGGCUAUAAAUUUGGAGUGCAGCAACAUCCUGCCCAAGUCUGUUCUUGUGUUUGAGAGGGAAAAGGUAGGGGGAGAUUGGCAGGGAGAUAGUGAGGUAUAGAUAUAUAAGGCCAUCUUCUUCUCUCUCACCUUCCAUAGGCAGAGAGGUAUAGACAUAUAAGGCCACCAUCUUGAAGCCAAGGGAGGGGGUCAGGAGGAAGAGAGCUGGGAAUGGCUGCAGGAAGAGCAACCCUAGCACUGGGGGUAGCUUCUCUUCUUCUUGUGGCCUAUGCUAGCGCGCAUGAUUUUGUAAGGUUUGGGUACAGGGGAGCAAUUGGACCUGACAAGUGGGGUGGCUUAUGCCCUGACUAUGAACUGUGCUCAAAAGGAAAGCAUCAGUCUCCAAUCAAUAUUGUGAAAGGUGAUGUGGUCUAUGAUCCGACGCUCGAACCUCUUCAGAGGGAUUAUGCUGCCACAAAUGCUACCCUCGUCGACAAUGGCUUCAAUAUUGCGCUUCGGUAUGACAGUGGUGUAGGGCAUGUGAUUGUGGGUGGAAAGAACUACACCUUGAUACAAAUGCAUUGGCAUUCACCUUCUGAGCACACAAUUGAUGGAGAGCGAUUCCCUGUGGAGCUCCAUCUUGUUCACAGUAGUGAUGACGGCAACAUCACAGUUGUAGCAAUCCUGUAUCGAUUCGGCCAUCCUGAUCCUUUCGUCUCCCAGAUAAAGAACAAGGUUGCUGAACUGGCCAAGGAAGUCUGCGCUGGUGAUGAAGAGGCACAUGUUCCAGUCGGAAUUGUGCAGACGAGGGCCAUGAAACGCCACUCUCGCAAGUACUUCAGAUAUGUUGGAUCGCUUACCACACCUCCAUGCACUGAGAAUGUCAUUUGGAACAUCCUUGGCAAGGUGAGGGAGAUGACCGCGGAACAAUUAGCUGAACUGAAGUCGCCUUUGCACGAGGAGUACUACAACAACUCAAGGCCAACACAGCCAUUGAAUGGGAGGACGGUGCUGCUCUACGACGAGUCUAAGGCCAGUUAACCUCAGUAUAACCAAAGAUAACAUGCAUCAUCACCUGGAUUGUCAUUGUAUCACCGAAGAGGAAGAAAUGAAUGAUGUACGAAGCUACAUUUCAGCUAGUACAGAUUGAAAUCUCUUUGGAGUUUGAAAUGCUGCCUGCACCCAGUUGUGACGAGUGCUACUUUUUCAAAUGAAUCAGAGUAAUUUCCUUUUUAUCAGCUAAACAUGUACUUCAUGAAUGAUUCCUGAGACGUUGAGCUGCAAUGUCAUGGCCUUCCAAAGUCACAUCUCAACUCUUUUGUGUUGCCCAAAUAAGUGUAUUUGAGCAUAUUUAUUAAGGGAAAAAGUUAUUGAUAUUUUGGUCAA